GUUUCUGCAAAUGGUAUUUCUUCCUAUCAGCAGAACAUUUCUGUACAAUCUUUGGGAUGUUAAUGAUUUUUUUCCUGCACUAUAAAUUUUACCUCUCAGCAUUUGCUUUAAGCUGAAAAGGGGAUCAAUGCUGGAAUUCUCACAGCACCAAAGAAAAAGUUUUUUGGGAUGUCAGCCUACUUUUGGUUUGAGGGAAUACCUUUCUCUGCUAUAUUGUAUAAAAAAGAAAUUAUUGAAGAAAGCCUUGAUAAGUUUGUGAUCAGAGAUGAAGACUCGGUCAUAGUGAGUUAUCCUAAAUCAGGAACUAACUGGCUGAUUGAGACUAUCUGCUUAAUUCAGACCAAGGGAAAUCCCAAAUGGAUCCAAUCUGUGCCUAUCUGGGAUCGCUCACCCUGGAUAGAGACUAAAAGGGGAUUUCCAAUAUUGAUCAAUAAGGAAGGACCACGCCUCAUGUCCUCCCACCUCCCUUUCCAUCUUUUCCCCAAGUCUUUCUUCAGAUCCAAGGCCAAGGUGAUCUAUGUCAUCAGAAAUCCCAGAUAUAUUCUUGUGUCUGGAUAUUUUUUCCUGCGUAACACAAACCUUAUUGAUAAUCCAGAGUCACUAGGAACUUACAUUGAAUGGUUCCUCAAAGGAAAUGUGCCAUAUGGAUCAUGGUUUGAGCACACCCGUGACUGGCUGUCUAUGAGGAAAAAUGACAACUUCCUGUUACUCAGCUAUGAAGAAAUGAAAAAGAAUACAAGGGGAACCAUAGAGAAGAUCUGUGACUUCCUAGGAAAGAAACUGGAGCCAGAUGAGCUAGAUCUGGUACUCAAGUACAGCUCCUUCCAAGCCAUGAAAGAAAACAAAAUGUCUAAUUAUAGUCUUGUCUGAGAAGUUGUGAUUACUAAAGGUUUGGUCCUCACGAGAAAAGUCAGCCUCCAACCUACAUGUGAGGAUAAGGUCAUAAGACUCUAAGGACAUCAGGAAUAUAUAGAGAGAUGAGAAAGUUAAAGUCAUUAGUGUAUUGCAUUUAAUUUAGUACUCCUAGUAUCCUAAGAAGAGGAAAUUAUACUCAGAUUUGGGCACACAAAAAUGCCAACUCAAGAAAAUGAUAAUCUAUACACUAAGGACUGAUGCCUAUGGGAGGGUCUACUGCCAUUGACCCAUAACCUCAGACUCCUGUACUCCAGACUGUAUGGAGAGAGUUCUCUGUACAAGAACUGAAGUACUCAAGUAAGAAAAGAAAUAGCCCAUUAUUGGUUUUCCUGUAAUGAAUAAUAAUUCUGCAGACAUAAAAGGGUAUGUGUAUAAAAAUAGCUUCAAUGAAAUGCCAAAACAAAAAGGUGGCUUAUUUAAUAGUGAAAGGCUACUGAAACUAACAAAACCUUUAUCUGAGACACACUGGAGCAGAUGAAAUAGAAUUUGAAACAAAAUUACAUGAGGAAAACUGUAAUUUCCUCUUUUCCAGGUAUGUUUUUCCAAAAUGAGACCACAUUGGGAUUUUAGUUUAAUCUCUUCUAAAACAUAGUAUUUUCAUGUAUUAUAUUUUUAGGAGGAAAAUAUAUAUUAGUUAUUUCAAAAAAAUGAAUAUGGCUCUAAAAUCAGAUGUGUUUUAAUUAUCAUAGUGAUCAUAUAAGACACCCAUUUCUUUUGCAUUUGAAGAUAACUUUUAUUCUGAGGAAUUGUUUUCCUUGUAUUAAACUCACUAUAAGCCAUGAAUCCCACAGGAAACCAGGUCAAUGAAGGGGGAGACAAACUUCAUUACACCCCUCACCCUGAUUCAUGACUCCAGUAUAGAAGUUGCUGAGAUGCAUAUGUUGGGAAACAUUUUGGAAAGAAUAAGAUGAAUGAGGAAAAUGUUGAUCUUCUUAAUUCCUGCAUUCAAUUGAUUCCUUUUUAAAUAUGGAAAGUAUGAGCAGAUCAAAGGUUAAUUCUAAAAUUUGUUUCAUUACUUACCAUUAGAUAACUAAUCCUUAAACCAUAACGCAUGAAAAGUUUUGUUAAAUGUUAUACUAGCUUUGACCAAGAUGAAUUCUCUCAAUUUAUUUUUGUUGUCCUUUAGUUGCUUUUCUGAGGAUACCAGAGAGAUACAUUUCCUUGCCUCUAGAGAGAUACUCUGAAGAGCUGCUCUUUACAUAGGAGAUUCACUUACCUGGCUAGAUGGGAUUAAUUUAGUUUAAAGCUCCAAUGAAAAAAUUUCCACAAAUAAUUUUGGUCAUUAUGAUUCAAUAUUUAGAUAUUUCAGGAAAUACAGACCAGAGAGAUGUUCUGUUUACUUGACAUACAUUUUAUAAAGACAUUGUCACAAUCAAGACACAUGGGAGGAAAUGUCUUCUGACAAACAUCUAAGGUUUUAACCCUCAUUAGUUCACAGUAGAUAUUUAUUAGACAGAGUAAUUGAGCCAGUAAUCAUUUUCUCUGGUGUAACAAAGAAGGUAUUAAGAGAAACAGAGGGAAGAAGACCUAUGGAGAAGCCCACUAUGUGUAGGCCAAAAAAUCCAGGAGGGUAUGGACAAAAACAUUUUAUGAGACCUGUAGCCUCUGAAACUAAGAGGAAGUUCCUUUCCAACAGGAGUUAAGCCACUAUGCAUUAAGGUUUUACUGACCAUGUACACAUCGGAGUUUGAGGAGGUUUUUAGAAAGAAGCACUGAAGAAAAAUAUUUGCAUGAAAGGUACACAAGAUUUUGAGAUGUUUGGACUGAGAACUUCAUGUGUACACCUCCACAAACAGUAUUCUCUCAUCUGGACUGAUUCAUUCCAUUUGGCAGACAUAUUGAAUUUUCUGAGAUUCUGGUAGCUCAGCAUCCAGUCUGGCUUAUGAGGAUCAAGAUUGCUGUGGGAUACAAUAACACAUCUUGUUCCAAUAAUGAGUAUUAUAAUGAAGCUGAAAGUAGCAAUGGGCAUUGAUAGAUUCCAGUAUUAAUAGAUGACACUCUUAUAGAUAUGGCAAGUAAUGGUAUAUUAUUUGACUAUUGUGUAUCAAAAAUUUUAUUUCUUUUAAUGUGUACCACUGGGCAUUUAAAGUUAACUUAUGUGAUACACAAAGAUUGUAUUUUAGUAAGGAAAUAACAUGACUUCUGUUGUCAGUCUUUUUGGCUUCAAAUCUACAUGCAUCACUAUACUGCUGGUAAGAUCUCCUGGACUAAUUUUUCUUCAUCAGCAAAAUGACAAGAAGGCUGUAAUCUUCCUUACUCAUUCACUAAUCUUUUCAAUAAUUCCAUAUUGAGAAUGUUUUUGUAUGUCUGAUACACUUUGAUAAAUGAAGCCUUUGAUAAUUUAAGAAAUAUUUUACUCUUCAAACAUAUUAGAUGCAUAUUUCAAGCAUGUUUAAAAAGAGAAAAUUCAUCAAAGUAUCACAGCUAUGAAAUAAAAUACAGAAAGGAUAGGGCCUGUAUAAUUCUACAUGGAAAGAAGAUAGGAAGAGAUGUUCACCAUCACACAAAUAAGGAAACAGACAAACAAGAAGUGACUUGUGGAACACAUCAGCACUUCAUGGAUAAGGAACACAUAAUACAAUGUGAGAAUUUGGACUAUUAGAGAUAUCUACGUCCAAGCCUAAAGACCUCCUAGAAUGUGGUUAUGAGAACCAAGGUAUGGU
Molecule: messenger RNA, 3578 nt
Organism: Peromyscus maniculatus bairdii (prairie deer mouse)
Lineage: Eukaryota; Metazoa; Chordata; Mammalia; Rodentia; Cricetidae
Product: sulfotransferase 2A1-like
Molecular function (GO): sulfotransferase activity
Source: RefSeq, a predicted model, not a curated record